AUGCCACCGACGAUGCCUAAAAAGGAAAAGCCGAACUUCAUGUCCGACUGCCCAGGCAUGACAAACAAUGUGCCUUUCGUCCUUUUCACGGACGUCUCAGAGGAAGACGUACUACAACUUUUUACGUUUCUUAUUUUUACUAGUACUACCUAACUAGCAGUUCCUCCACAGCCCUAGUAGCACAUAUAUCUGGCUUGUAGCUGACAGAGGACUUCUAAGCGAUCUAAAUUAUAUGCGAGUGAGUAUUUAAUACAGUAGCCGAGUAUGUGCGAUUGUUAUCUAGAUUACUCGCUUAGGUCAGUUUAUCGAAUACCAGCAUAAGCUCAACCCAGCAGGUUCUGAUAAUGCGAAAGCAGGGAACCUCUGAACGCAAGCAUUACCUGGCGACGAAAUGCAUGAGGGUAGACCAUGACGAAGGCACAUUCCUUAAGGCUUAUUUCCGCAUUCCAUCUUGAGAGUCACUGUCAGACCACUAAAAAAGAAAGGAGUAAUCAGAAGAGUCCUGUUCAGAAACACUGUCAGACCACGUCUCUACGGUCACUAUGAAAGGUGAUAACAGGGACAUUAGCAUGCAUCUUGAGAGCCAUGAUGCUGCUGAAAGGCCUUUUCAAAGACUGUCAGACCCCGUCUCUACGGCCAUCGUCACCCACGACGCAUCUCAAGAUGAAUUCGGGCGAGCUCUAAAUUCCCGUUUGAAAUUGCAGCGGAUUUUCAUUUUCACAACUUUAAUUUCGGAGAAAGUCUCAAAUUCACGCCAGAAAAAAUGAGCACUUUUCUCAGUACUUCUAAUGCAAUUUUUCGUUCUUCGUCGUACUCAACGAGAAGUACUUAAAAACAGUUUUACUUGCUUGUAGACGCAACUACAUUUUUUUUACACCGAUGCAUGCCAUGAAUCCUUGUCCUCCUCCCAUUUCCUGAAAAGACGACGACUCUUAAGAUAUGAAUAUCUCCGAUCUCCAGGUAUGAUGCGAACUGUCUAUAACGAAAGCUUCGAUUUGGGGCUCUCAAUGAGCGAGAGUUACGAGUUGUUUCGGCAUCUGCUUCUGAAGCAUAGCUGCCACAGACCACCGUUUAGCACAGGCAUAUUCGAAUUGAAGGAUGUGAAGAUUAUGGUGAUGAUAACACUACCUCUCAGGUUGUUAGUGCCCUUUAGUACAGGCAGAUUCUUGUGUAGUUCAUUCUACUCUAACUGUAACUUCUGCAGAAGGAUAUUAAGAGUAGACAAGAACAACUUAAAGAAAGGUUUUUACUGGCGAUCUCCAACAUUUUCGUUCUUCGUCUAAGAAAAACAUUUCCGACUACGUGUUGGAUACGUUUUUCCGACAUUACAAGAUGUACAAGUACGUGUACGUAUGCAUCCGCGACCUGGAGGUAAAGGUAAAGCCGACCCCGGCUCUCAACCGAGGCACCCUGAAGACCGCUUUCGCCUGUUCCACAGAGAACGAAAGAGAUCCGAGAACACAUGUAUUUUUGAUUAUUUCGGUCUGCACUCAGUGUACUUCAAGCAUUAGAAGAGCAUAAAACAGGAACAGUCAUCUUCUCUCGACACAAGACAGCCAUGUUCUCUGGAGUUUUUUUUCAAAACUUCUCUGGAGUUUUUUUUCAAAACUUCUCUGGAGUUUUUUUUCAAAACUUCUCACUCUGCUAUUUUUAUUUUAAAACUAUUAUAUAUACUAUGCUGCCCAACUGCAACAAGUAGCCACUCAACAAAUCACUACAGCCCUUCCUGUACGAUCUGUUUGAGGAGGAAAGGAGAAAAGAAUACCUGGAUCAGAAGGCAAAAGAGGCAGAGGAGGCGGCGGAAGCUAAGAAAUCCUUUGAGGAUCGGGUUAUGGGCACACUGGCAAGACUCGAGGAUGAAGUCGACACCAAGAUUAAAGAAGUGGAUGAAAAAUUGAACUAACAUUUUUUGGAAUACAUCGUCGUCUAUCUGGAGUUGAAAUUGAAUGCCCCAGUUGAUGCUUUACCAGGGAAUCCACUCGCUCCUGAAUCCUUUCAGGUCUAGUUGUGGGUUCGGUUGGCUCCUGUAGAUUUGAUAUUACUCAUCUUCAGAAACUGGAAAGUGGAUGUGGAACGAAGGCCGAAUCUUCGAUUGUAGUGACAUCAGCGUGCUUAUCGAGGUUG
This is a messenger RNA of Amoebophrya sp. A25, 2124 nucleotides long. The record is from the annotation of a GenBank genome assembly. Lineage: Eukaryota; Dinophyceae; Syndiniales; Amoebophryaceae.